This is a messenger RNA of Miscanthus lutarioriparius, 2631 nucleotides long. Lineage: Eukaryota; Viridiplantae; Streptophyta; Magnoliopsida; Poales; Poaceae. The record is from the annotation of a GenBank genome assembly.
AUGUCUAGCCAUGCCCACGCCGGCCACCGCCGUCGUCUUUUCCUCCUGAGGAGAAAGAGCACCAGCACUAGGCUUCUUUACCUCCUCGUCCUUCUCGUCGCCGUCGUCCUGAUCGCCGACGUGUGCACGGCGUCGCGGCAGUUCUCGACGGUCGCAAUCUCCCACGCGCCCAACGCUACGCUCGUCUGCGCGCUCGUCACCAGCAGCGCCGCCGGCGAUGACGCGGGAGGAGCGGGGUCGUCACCAGGCUCCAAGCUGCACUGCACCUCGCACCCCGAUGGCCAGCAGUUCGUGUACCCGUCCGCGGACAUCCCCUACAACGCCAUCGCGGCCGGGACCGACUUCCUGUGCGGCCUCAUGGCGCCGCUGGGCGGCCACGCCGCCAUGCGCUGGUGGUCCUUCUCCGAGGAGUUCGCCGCCAACCGCUCCCGCCCCGUCGGCCGCCGCCUCUACUGGGGCCCCUCGCUGCGCUCGCUCAACGCCGGGGGAUCCCACGUCUGCGGCCUCUCCGACGACCACGACCCCACAUGCUGGGAGUGGCCGCACCUCGACCUCCCGAAAGGCCUCGACUUCUCCCGCAUCGCGCUGGGCCACGACUUCCUCUGCGGCAUCGACAAGCGCGACAAUACCAGCAUGAGCUGCUUCGGCGGCAUGACGGCGCCGUCGCUCACCCCCACGCCCGCGGCCUUCAAUACCCUCGCCGCCGGCCACCGCCACGCGUGCGCCGUCGACGCCGAGGGCGGCUUCGGCUGCUGGGGCGACGGCGACGUCCCGGACGUGCCGGCGCACGAGCUGCCGGGCGACAUGCUCUCCAUGGCGCUCGGCAACGACACCACCUGCAUCCUCUCCGGCAGCGGCCGGGUCCAGUGCUGGGGCACCGUCCAGGUGCCGGACCAGUACAGGAACACGGAUUUCCUGGCCAUCGAGGCCGACGGCAACGCGGUGUGCGGCAUCCUCAAGAGCAACUACUCCGUCGCGUGCUGGGGGAGGAGCGACCGGUUCGGCACCGGCGGCAGCCUGGUCUACAACAGCACCAUGCCCGGCGCCUGCGCGCGCAAGAAGAGCUGCCCCUGCGACAUCAUCUCCGGCUCCGGCGCGCUCUGCGGCUCCGGCGGUGCCGAGGACGGCGAGGAGCUCGCCGUCUGCCAGGCCUGCCCGUUGCGGCUGAACGCUUCCAGGAUCCUCAUUGCCAACGGGAGGGAUGUAUCGGCAGCCGGAGACGACAGCGGGAAGAAGAAGGCCAAGACCCUGAUCUUCGCGCUCAGCGUGGGCGGCGUCGGCGCCGCGGUGCUCGCGGCUGCUGCGGUGGCGCUCUACCUCGUGGCGUACAGGAAGCGGGACAACAACAAGAAGACGCUGACGCUGCGCCUCGGGGAGUCGUCGUCGCGGCGGCUGUGCCGCGACUUGGAGGCCAUGGUCAUGCCGGCGCCGCAGGUCUCGCCGCUCCGGCCGGCGCGGCCGCUCGGGUGCGAGGAGUUCACGCUCCGGGACCUGUCGCGCAUCACCGACGGCUUCUCGGAGGAGAAGAAGAUCGGGAGCGGCAGCUUCGGGUCUGUGUACCGCGCCAAGCUCCCCGACGGGCGCGAGGUGGCCAUCAAGCGUGCGGAGCGCUGCGGCAGCGGCGGCCGCCGCCGGCGUCGCUUCGACGCGGAGCGCGCGUUCCGCGCGGAGCUGCGGCUGCUGUCGCGCGUGAACCACCGGAACCUGGUGCAGCUGCUGGGCUUCUGCGAGGAGCGCGGCGAGCGCAUCCUGGUGCUCGAGUUCAUGCCCCACGGCGCGCUCCACGACCACCUCCACGGCAGCAGCAGCAGCAGGAGCGGGUACUCGCCGCUGUUCGCGUCGUGGGAGGCGCGGCUCCGGGUGGCGCUGGACGCGGCGCGCGGCGUGGAGUACCUGCAUUGCUAUGCCGUGCCGGCCAUCAUCCACCGCGACGUGAAGCCGUCCAACAUCCUGCUGGACGGCGAGUGGACGGCCAAGGUGUCGGACUUCGGGCUGUCGCUGGCCAGCGGCAGCACGGCGGCGGCCGCCGCCGCGUCGUCGUCCGCGACGGUCGGCACGGUGGGUUACAUCGACCCGGAGUACUACCGGCUGCAGGAGCUGACGGAGCGGAGCGACGUGUACAGCUUCGGCGUGGUGCUGCUGGAGCUCGUCACCGGCCGCAAGGCCAUCCACCGGACGAGCCAGGACGGCAGCGGGUCCCCCCGGAACGUGAUCGAGUUCGCCGUGCCGGAGGUCGAGACGGGCAACAUCACGAGGAUCCUCGACGAGCGCGUGCCGCCGCCGCGCGGGCACGAGGUGGAGGCCGUGGCGCGCGUCGCCAAGAUCGCCUCGGAGUGCGUCCGGCCACGGGGCCGCGCCAGGCCGAUCAUGUCCGAGGUGGUGGCGGAGCUGGAGUGGGCCGUCACUCUGUGCGAGGAGUCCGUCGUGGCCGGCGCCGCCGCGGCCGCCGGCGGGCAGAACAGCUUCCGGCACGGCGGCUCCGACCUGUCGCGGUCGCGGUCGCGCUCCGAGUCCGACGAUCCGAGCCCGUUCCACACCCGCGAACUCGGCUUAGGCUUCGGCUUCGGCCUCGGCCUCGGCCUCGGCUCGAGCCGACCCAUCACCCAUGGCAGGUCUCACUCAACAAUGUAA